UCCCCAGCUUAUAGUGGAUCCUAGAUUACAAAGGUCCUUGUCGUGUGUUGACGGGCCCUCUCAGCACGCUGGAACCCUUCAGUCAAUCGUACAUCAUCGUUGUUUGCCCCCCAGGGAGUGCCCUAAGAUCUGCUCUGUACCUGCGCUGGUGCUAGGUCGAACGCCAUAUUUUUACUUUACUUCGCCUACGAUAUUUUCAUGAUUUCUGGUUCGAUAUGAUAGUUCCGAGCAGCCACAGGAGUCUUUCUUUUUAGGUGUAACCUAUAUACCCUCCGAAACAUUGCUGGAUCAAUAGUUCGUCGCCUGCAAUGGCCAUUCAUCAGGAGCCCUUGGACGCGGAGUCGGCCUCGUUUGUACUACCGGACCAUAUUCACCCGUGGCUACGCUCAGUCGUCGUUCUGGGAUUCAUCAGCUUCUUCGCAUCGGUAUCAUUACUCUUCUUACUCACUUACAAACUGGUAUCCUGGCAAUUGCGAUCGAAGCGAAGCAACCAAUUCGUCAUUCUGAUAUUCAACCUUCUGUGGGCGGAUAUUCAACAAGCACUUGCAUUCCUACUAAACGUCGAAUGGCUGCGACUGGGAUCCGUCGACGUCGAAAAUCCAAUAUGCUUUGCGCAGGGCUGGCUGGUAUCUACAGGUGAUCUGGGAAGUGGAAUCUGGUGCUUUGUUAUCGGAUUACAUACCUUUGCCUCAAUCAUCCUGAAUUUCCGUCUGAAGCCACGGAGCUUCUACCUUUGCAUCUUCCUGCUCUGGGUUUUCAUCCUUGGGGUAUCUUCAAUCCCCCUUGGUAUGUACGGAGAAAGCAUCUACGUACGGUCUGGAGUAUGGUGUUGGAUCCAUCAUGACCUCGAAGACCUACGAUUGUGGACACACUACGUCUGGAUCUUCAUUUUCGAAUUUGGCAACGUCUUCAUUUACGCCAUAAUCUACACAAUUUUGUCAAUCCGCAUUCGAUCCGGCUACUACACAACCGAAGAAGCUAAACGUGUACGCUCCAUCGCAAACCUUAUGGUCGUAUAUCCGCUCGUCUACGUUGUCUGCACCAUCCCGUUGGCUUCCGCACGAAUGGCGUCAAUGUCCGGUAACCCACCGUCGCUUGCUCGUCUUUGCCUCUCUGGUGCCAUGAUCGUCUCGAAUGGCUGGCUUGACGUACUCUUGUAUACUUGUACUCGACGCAUCAUGAUCUUUUCUGAUGAACCACCCUCUGAUGUCGAUGGCAUGGAUACUUUCGCAGCGUUCUGGAUCGAGAAGCCUAAGCGCUUUGGAGGCGAAUGUACAAUUGAAGCGAUGAAUACACACACAAGGGGUCGACGAUCAAAAAGCAAGGUAACACUACCAUCGGGAAGCGAAAGUUCAGACGAUCUUUGUGGGAUUGGUUCGAAUGACAUCAAGUUGGUCACUACAACAAGGGUCAUCAGCGAGCCGGCACAGCCAGAGGAUUUCGAGGAGAUGGAGGCUGAGGCGCGUGUGGUACGACCUCGCACGCCAACGACAAGAUGGAGCCAGGAUACAAGUGAUACGAACGGAAGUCGCAAUUUGAGUUUGAAGGAGCUGGCGAUACCCCACGUUGCGCACUGAGAGCCUACUUGGAAUGUGAACGAAAUGCUAUCAUCACGACAUAAAUCCAC
Molecule: messenger RNA, 1627 nt
Organism: Alternaria alternata
Lineage: Eukaryota; Fungi; Ascomycota; Dothideomycetes; Pleosporales; Pleosporaceae
Product: integral membrane protein-like protein
Exons: 2
Coding region: 309-1577 (422 amino acids)
Biological process (GO): adenylate cyclase-activating G protein-coupled receptor signaling pathway
Cellular component (GO): plasma membrane
Molecular function (GO): G protein-coupled receptor activity
Source: RefSeq, a predicted model, not a curated record